Haliotis rubra (blacklip abalone) is the source of this 2708-nucleotide messenger RNA. RefSeq names its product anaphase-promoting complex subunit 4-like. The transcript has 26 exons. Gene Ontology annotation, molecular function: protein binding. Lineage: Eukaryota; Metazoa; Mollusca; Gastropoda; Lepetellida; Haliotidae. The record is from RefSeq and is a predicted model, not a curated record. Gene Ontology annotation, cellular component: nuclear periphery; anaphase-promoting complex. Gene Ontology annotation, biological process: anaphase-promoting complex-dependent catabolic process; protein K11-linked ubiquitination; positive regulation of mitotic metaphase/anaphase transition. The coding region runs from base 118 to 2535 and encodes 805 amino acids.
GGUUGGCGGAAAACACUCCACUGCCCAUGCGUUACCGGAUGUUGGUUCCAUGUGGGAAAGUCUUGAUGUUUUGAAUGGCGAUCGAGUGCGAUAAUAGAAUCAUUAAAUCAUUAGAAGAUGUCUGAAGAGGCUUUUCGUCAGGUAGAUGAGAAGCAUGUGUCUAACGAGAUCUGUCACAUGGUUUGGUCUCCUCGCAUUGACCUGGUGGCACUUGCUAAUAUCCAAGGGGAGGUGAUUCUGCAUCGCCUGUCAUGGCAGAAAGUGUGGACAUUAGCGCCCCCUGGUGAGGGGGAGACAAUUGGAGGACUUGCAUGGAGACCAGAUGGCAAAGUGUUGGCAGUUGGCUACAAGUCUGGCCAGCUCAAGCUGUGUGACGUGGAGAACGCAGAAGUCCUUCACACGAUGACGGUGGAAGGGGAGGUAACUAGCAUGACCUGGAUAUCACAGGUGUUUACAGACGGAGCAGAAUGGACAGCGGAACCCUACCCCGAGGACAGCUCUGCAGAUUACCUGCCCAAAUUACAACCUCUCAACAAAAGCUAUGGGACAUUAUCUAAAGGACAACAGUUGAACUUGCUGCUUGUGGGAACAAAUCGUGAUGAGCUUCAGAUGUUUGUCUACGGCAUCUUCCAUGCAGCCGUCGUCUCCAUCAGUCUACAAGAUGGCUCACAGAAUCGGCGUGUUCACUCGGCCAUCUUAUCUCAGGACCUGCACUGUCUGUCGGUGGUUGUGGAGUCAACCCUUGAGAUGUCCGAUGAUAUCGACUACUAUCUCCUCACGUAUGAUACUACCCUCUUUGCAUCGCGACAUAAGGAACUUCGACUACUGGCCCUGAAGUAUGGACAGAUAGCCACGCUGAUGGGGUACCUCCAGACGACAAUCCAGCAGAUGUCUGAAGCAUGGGAGGACAUCCUUAUGGCCAUGGACUCAAAGCUGCUCAAAUUUGCUGAAGACAAAAAGAAAGCUCAGAGUGGGCAGAGCAGCAGCGUCAGUAACGAUUUCCUGGAACUACUUCUGUUCGGUACACCCAGUGAGGAGCUGGAGCAGUUCUUGCAGCAUGAACUAACAGAAAAGGGUUUGAAGAAACUAGGUCAUUCCAUUGAGACAUCCUAUUCCAACAUCCAGAAACUGGUUGUGAAACAUUUACAGAGUGUCAGCCAAGCCUUGGUGUACCAUCUGAGUGAGCUGCGGGGAAUGUCGUUGUGGUACGACAAGUUCGGGGUGCUGGGUCUCGACACCACAGAUCUACAGAAGGCUGUGCAGCUUGCAGGAAGCUUUGUGCUCAACACCAGUCAGCUACAGCAGGUGAUUGAUGGUAGCAUCAAGAAUUUCAAGGCAUUUUUCAGAUGGCUGUACGUUGUGAUUUUACGUCUUUCGAAUGAACAACCACCAGCAGAACUGAGCAAGAUGACACAACACGAUGUAAACUUUGUGGCUGAGUUUCUGCGGGACAACUUCACACAGUUUUCUCCAGAAGCCAACAACCUGUUUGGUGAAUCAGAUUCCGGGAAGAAGUCAGGAUUUAAACUGGAAAAGGUUGGGCAGUAUUUAAAGAAAGAAAAUCUGUCUUCUCCACCUGACACAUCAAACAACCCCUGGCAACAGUACCUCAAUGCCAGUACAUUCCAUACAGACAGCCCUGUGCUGUACCCAGUAGAUAGCAACCACUCUCUUGUACAGCUCCAAGAGCAGCUGGUUGAGCUGAUGACCACAACAGUGUUCCAUAAACCAGCGGUUGUGAUAGGCCAGUCCCUCCACUGUAUGUGCACCAACCAUCUCUUCACACUCACAAGACCUGAAGAUUCCACUCCUAGGAAGCCGGUCUUCUGUCAGUUCACAGAUGUCGAGAGACAAAGGUGCUACACGGUCUUCACAGCAGACUUCCUUCCAUGUGACAAGUUCCUUGUGCUCCAGCAACCCACAGACCCCAACAGGACUGACACAGACAGCGGCAUCCUGGCCGUAUCCAUUGGAACACUGGCAUCCUCCAACCCCAACAGCAGUGCCACAUCUGACUCAGAAAGAUGCAGCCAACACUCUGUGCUGGACAUCGCCUACUACGACCCAACUUCGCUGUCCUUGCUGCUGCAGGAGGAGGGGGAAGAUGGCCGCCCGGUGCUGCUGCAACUCUCCAUGUCCAUCCUUAACUCCAGCAAGUUCACCAAGCUGGCCACCACGGAGAACAUUGCUUCUCUAAAUCACAUCAAUGAGCUGGAUAUUGGCAAUCUGGUCAGUGAGCACUCCUACCGCCAUCUAGAGAAUAUGAAGGCUCACUCUUUCGCUGUCAGCGGAACCCGGAAGACGGCCACUGUGCUGUUUUCCUCCAAACGUCGUGUGAGGAUCUUCCUCAUGGAUGCAGAGGAGGAAGAAGAUGAAGACGAUGAGGAAGAUAUCACCCAUGGGGAAGGGGAAAUUGACAAGUCCCAAACUGAGAGUCAAUCGGAGCCAAGGGCAGAGGACAGCCAGGUGAUGGAGGAUGUCGGUGGGGACGAAGACAAGGAGAACACGUCUAGCAUCUACUCAGAGGACUCCUGAAGGUCAAGGUCAUCCACCAUAGGUGUUGUGAGGAAGCUUGUACACAGAUUGAGCAAUAUUACAGCAAUCUCACAGUAGGGAAAACAAAGAAUUCGCAGCAAACAAUUCAAACCCUGGUUUAGGCAUGAAAAUUACACCCUUUAACCACAAGGCUACACCCUUCUACAGCGCUG